Messenger RNA from Sinocyclocheilus grahami, 981 nucleotides. Its product is annotated as DNA repair-scaffolding protein-like. Lineage: Eukaryota; Metazoa; Chordata; Actinopteri; Cypriniformes; Cyprinidae. The transcript is spliced from 7 exons. Gene Ontology annotation, biological process: regulation of establishment of protein localization to chromosome; double-strand break repair via homologous recombination. Gene Ontology annotation, cellular component: nuclear chromosome; nucleoplasm. The record is from RefSeq and is a predicted model, not a curated record. The coding region runs from base 148 to 981 and encodes 277 amino acids.
ACGAACUAAAAGAGCGGGAGAGACGAACCGAAGAAGAAACUGCUGGGUUUGAGUGAACUACAGUACAACGAUGUAAACAGUUAUUAUUUAAUUAGGAAAUAAGCCCUAUUUGAGGAAAAUAAAGUCGUAGAACAUUUACUUAACAUCAUGGGCAAGCGGAAGAGAAACCUGGACAUGAGGUGUGUGCUAUUCCCAGACGAUGUGAAAGACACUUUCAAAAAGGCAGGAAAAGCAUCUGCCAGAACAUCCACGCCUGCCACAAAGUCCUGGGAGAGAUGUGGGGACAGUUUCCUGGACACCUCUGUCAUUCAGAAGCUGCAAACAUCAGAGAAGAGCAGAAAUGCACGUAAAGUGGCUCUGACGCCUGUUACUGGCAAUGGGGAUGCUGGCACAGAUGAACCAGUGCACAUUGCCUGGAGCUCCAGUGAGGAGGAAGAAUCAGACGGUGAUAGUCAUCCUCCUCCUCGACUGACUGUCACACAGGCACCACAGCCGCCCAGAGCACACAAACAACAUCCUGUUGAUUCUUGCAGAAGUCUGCGGAUGUUCAGCACUGGUGUAGAGACAGAUGACCUGCCCUCGAUUGAUUCAGACAGUGAGAUAGAGGAGGAAAAUUCAGAUUCAAAAGAACAUAUUGACUUUCUAAAUCCAGUUGUGUCACCAAACCAGAUUUCAGACUACUCCUCUUACGAUGAUAAUGAUGAAGAUCCAGAAGAAAGCAGAGCGGACGCAGCCGAGUCCAGCCGGCAGUCGGUCAGCGAGUGGGUCCGAUCUGCUCAGGCGAUUCUUCAGACACCUCAGAAACAAACCCCUAAGAGCAUCAAGACCCCAGAGGACUCGAGUAAAAAGAGGAGGAGGUUUGAAAGGGGAGGUCUUGCUGAAAGGCUGAACCGACUCCACAGCAGGCAAAAAUCAGCCAUCAGCUUCUGGAGACAUCAGUGCAACUCAACCACAUCAGCUGGUAAGACACAGCCAAUCUGA